Molecule: messenger RNA, 2447 nt
Organism: Xenopus tropicalis (tropical clawed frog)
Lineage: Eukaryota; Metazoa; Chordata; Amphibia; Anura; Pipidae
Gene: fgf2
Product: fibroblast growth factor 2
Cellular component (GO): extracellular region; nucleus
Molecular function (GO): growth factor activity
Source: RefSeq, marked provisional
CUGCCUGUAAAAUACCUCACUGAGGGAAAAGUUUGCCAGCUUUGCAGUUGCAAUUGAAUGAACUGUGAGGCCCUGAGCAGGGAAAACUGAGGCGACACACAGGGAUUUUAUCAGAUACCACACUGCUACCUGCUAAACCUCGUCUAGGAGAGGCUUCUGGGAAGGCAGGGAUGGCAGCAGGAAGCAUCACAACCCUACCAACCGAAUCUGAGGAUGGAAACACUCCUUUCCCACCGGGGAACUUUAAGGACCCCAAGAGGCUCUACUGCAAGAAUGGGGGCUACUUCCUCAGGAUUAACUCAGACGGGAGAGUGGACGGAUCAAGGGAUAAAAGUGACUUACACAUAAAAUUACAGCUACAAGCAGUAGAGCGGGGAGUGGUAUCAAUAAAGGGAAUCACUGCAAAUCGCUACCUUGCCAUGAAGGAAGAUGGGAGAUUAACAUCGCUGAAGUGUAUAACAGAUGAAUGCUUCUUUUAUGAACGAUUGGAAGCUAAUAACUACAACACUUACCGGUCUCGGAAAAACAACAGCUGGUAUGUGGCACUAAAGCGAACUGGGCAGUAUAAAAAUGGAUCGACCACUGGACCAGGACAAAAAGCUAUUUUGUUUCUCCCAAUGUCAGCAAAAAGCUGAUCUGUGAUGACUCCCUUUGUAGGUCACCCUUUCUAAGACCAGAAAAUACUUUUAUAUUUGUAAUAUUAAAUGUGAGGCUGAGGUACAGCAUUGGUAUAUUGUAUAUUUGUGCAGGCUCUUGAGCCAGUUUUUGAGAAUGAUGAAUCCAAAAUACAAUAGUCCACUCAGUAUUUAAUCUACAUGUAAUAUAUUGAAUAUUAUACUUGCAUUUCUAAAUGAAGAGUCUGGACAAUUUAGAUGAAAAUUCUUUAAAAUAGCAUAAAAUUAGAGCAUCAUUUGUAGUAAAAGGAGAAUUAAAAUGUGAAGCUUAUAAGUGGUUGGCACUUCCUUCAUAGGUCUCUGGUAGUUCCUUAUGGUAAAGUGAAUAGAAAAGCCCUGAGUAAACAGCUGGGAAUGUUCUCAUAGUUAGGUCCACCAGAUGGAAGCCUUCGUUAUAACCAUAGAGUAGAAGCUUAGCAACUCUGCUUGUUAUGAUGGUUGUAUUACUACAAUAAGCAAGCUCUCGUAGAUCCAUCCAUUCACACUUCAAGCAUUCCUGAUGGCAGAAGUUUAUAGUGUGUGACAAUGGCUUCAGGCGACAAAUGAUGUACAAGUCAGACUUUCCAAAUGCCCCAGGGUGAUUAUGCUGCUGCCUUAUGCUUAAUAAGGACUUAAAUUCCGAAUGAAUGCCAGUCUCUUCAAAAACUUCUCUAACUGCUGUAGCUCCUACAAUUGAGAGAAAAAAAACAUUUGCUUUAAGUACAGCAACAGCUUUCCAAAAAACCUUUGCUUUCAAAACAGAAUACAGACUGCUUAGUAUGCAAUUUGUACCAAUACAUUCUUAGUUCUACUUUUAAGAGGGAUUUUUAAAGUGAAAAUGAUAUUACUACACGGCUGUGUAGUACACAAAUAGCAAAUAUUUCAUGGUAACAACUAUAUUUAAUAAAGGGCUGUUCAGCUGGAGGGCUGUGUGCUUGACAUGGCCCUGUAGGGGAUUUUUAUGACCCCCCAGUGUAUUUUAUAAAUUUGAUCAUUAUAGUGUAAUUUGGUGAUCAACAUGUGUUUUGAGAAAUAAUCGGAUCAUUACAUAUAAAUAAGUUAAACAGCACUGAUAUUAGAUGACAAGAAACCCCCCUCUGCCAUUUUUGAAACAGAAGGGGUUAUUAUUUAGUCUUACUGUAUGCUCCCAUACAGGUCUUUUUCCUUCCUCCACAGAAUCAUGAAACACUUACAUGUCCUCCAUACCUGGCCAUAAAAUGAAGAGCCUGGGUACUGGAUGUGAAGCAGCUAGACAUGGUGGCUGGCCACCUUAUUUUACUAAAUUCUAAGGCCAGGUACAGAGAAAGCGGCAAACUUUGAGGGAGCCCUUGUUGCGGUUUGUUGGAGGAAACGGGGACCUGUGCAAGGGGCACUUUUUCAAAAGCAGUAUGUAGGGUUUCCUUGUCCUUUUUAUAAACUGAAAAAAGUAAAACCCAUUCUGCAAUUUCACUUGGUACUGAACAUCUUUAUGUUGACAGAUUUAAGAAGUUGCAGAAAUCUACAGGAACUGCCAAACAGAAUUGGUUAUUUAUAAUAUAAAUUAGAAUUACUGUUAUAAGGAAGGUCAUGCACUAUUCAUCUAGGCUCUCAGUGCUAUUGGAUGAAUAAAUAUAUAUUAUUAUCAGCUAUAAAUCCUUAAUGAACCAAACACCAAAAUUAAAUGUUGGAUAACAAGAUUAUUGUUAUAUUUAAAUGAAAAAGUAUGAACAAAUCUAUAACACUUACCUAUAUCUUCCCCUUGAUCUGACAGACCACCAGGAAAUUUCCAUGCAUUUACUGUCUGUAAUAAAAAAA